AUGGAGUUAGAUAAUCUUUUGGAAGUAGUAAAAAAGAAAACGAACUAUGCUUACUUACAUGAAUCAGAUUCCGCAACUCGACAUUCUUUAGAGAAGCAAUUGCAAGACGAGGAAUCAAUUCAACAAGAUCUACCAUUGGAAUUUAUUUCUAGACUCAAAGAGCUAAGUCGGAAAUUGGAAAAUGCGAAACAAAUAGCCAGUGUUUUGGAUUGGAAUUCCUAUUUUUACUACGCUAGUACAUGUCAGGAUAAAGUCACCAGUCUGGAGAUGAUUAAAUUGGUUGCCAACUGUUUCAUGCAGGUGCCUGUAUUAACGAAGCAGUUGGCACAUUCUGAUUGUUUGAAGAGCUUCACCCAAAAAGUAUUUGAAAGGGAGAACUUGGAAUCUCAAAACGUUUACUUACGGUUUUUGUUCAUUUUUUUGUCGUACCAGGGAGCAGAUACGUGCAUAAACUUGAAUGAUUUGACGUUUUUAUUGGUUAAAAGACUAGAAGCGAUAUGGAACUUUAAAUUACAGUCAGUUUGUGAUAAUGAAAACCUAUCACUUUAUGCAGAAAUUUUAAGGAUUUUGUUCCCACUCUUUAGAAUAGGAUCUAUCGAGGAAUCAACGAAAUUAACGUAUGUUUCUGGGAAAUAUCAACAUGUUUUAACUCUAUUCAGAGCAUUACCGAUUCUAAUAAAAACUUGGUCAAAAUAUGCACAGGAUGAAGAUUCCACUAUACGUUGGCAUUCUAUCAAUGCAAUUUUGGAAUGCAGUUUAAAAAACAUCACGUCUAGUCAGGCUUGUGAGAUUGUGGGUCUGGCAAUCAAGACUUUGCAUUCGAUAGUUAAAUUAGAGACGGUUGAACAACUUGAAGGGCAUUAUCUUCACUUAGAGAGUGCUAUUUCACUAAAUACAUCAGCUUCGCUGGAAAAAGUUCUCGUUCCUAUACUUUGUGUUCUAUAUUCCAUCAUGCAUAUUGAAAGAGUACAAGAAAAAUUAAAAUUUAUUUUUCUACCAGAAGAGUGUGACAGAGUGACAAGCUUAAAGAAAGGAAAGAGUUUGGCAUGUUUAUUGUUACGGCUUAGUAUGAUACCACUUCUGGAAAAUAUUUCUAUUUGGCAUGGAACCAUUUUAUUUAGAAUUUGCGACUGUAAUGCUGAUUUGCUCACAAAAGAAGUCGGAUAUGGUUAUGCCUCUGGUAUUCUAAAUAGAGUCAAGCAUUCCGAUUCUUCAAAUAUCAUCAUACCCGAGUCUACAGGGAAUUCUUUGAAGCCAGAGAAUUUUCAAUUCAUUGAUCCAAUAACAGGUGAAUUUAAACAACGAUCUAAGCAGCCAAGCUCCUCAUCGACCAUGACAAUGGAAGAAAAAGAGCGAGAAGCAGAGCGGCUAUUCAUCUUAUUUCAGAGACUAGAGAAAAAUGGUGCUAUGCAAGUGACAAAUCCAAUUCGCCAAGCUAUUGACAGUGGACACUAUCAGGAACUUGACGAUACUUACUCACAGUAA
This is a messenger RNA of Schizosaccharomyces octosporus yFS286, 1485 nucleotides long. Its product is annotated as Ric8 family guanine nucleotide exchange factor synembryn family protein. The coding region runs from base 1 to 1485 and encodes 494 amino acids. The transcript is spliced from 5 exons. Gene Ontology annotation, molecular function: guanyl-nucleotide exchange factor activity; G-protein alpha-subunit binding. The record is from RefSeq and is a predicted model, not a curated record. Gene Ontology annotation, biological process: G protein-coupled receptor signaling pathway. Gene Ontology annotation, cellular component: cytoplasm. NCBI's taxonomy places the organism in Eukaryota, Fungi, Ascomycota, Schizosaccharomycetes, Schizosaccharomycetales, Schizosaccharomycetaceae.